AUGCUUUUGCCGAUUGCCUUUGCUAGCUUGGCCGUUGCGACAGAACACCUCACAGAGUCACCUCCAUACUAUCCAUCUCCGUGGGCAUCUGGACAGGGAGGCUGGGAAGAUGCUGUCGAAAGAGCACGGGAUUUCGUUUCUCAAUUGACCCUGGUCGAGAAGGUCAAUUUAACAACGGGCGUCGGAUGGAUGCAAGAAAACUGCGUGGGCCAAGUCGGGUCAAUUCCUCGUAUGGGCUUGCAUUCGCUUUGCAUGCAAGAUGGCCCUCUUGGAAUUCGAUUUGCCGAUUAUGUUUCUGCUUUCCCCGCCGGGGUUAAUGUCGGCGCAACAUUUAGUAAGGAGCUUGCUUAUCUUCGCGGCAAAGCAAUGGGCGAGGAGCACCGAGAUAAAGGUGUCGACGUUGUAUUGGGUCCUGUGGUUGGACCGUUGGGCAGGUCGCCAGAUGGAGGGCGGAAUUGGGAAGGUUUCAGCCCUGAUCCUGUCAAUUCCGGGCUCCUUGUUGCAGAGACCAUCAAGGGAAUUCAAAGUGCCAGCGUCAUUGCUUGUGUCAAGCAUUUCAUAGGCAACGAGCAAGAGCGAUUCCGCCAGGGCCCUGAGGCUCAAGGGUAUGGUUUCGAUAUCUCAGAGAGUUCAAGUUCCAAUAUUGACGAUGUAACCAUGCAUGAGCUCUAUCUCUGGCCAUUUGCGGAUGCAGUUCGAGCCGGAGUUGGGUCCGUUAUGUGUUCAUACAAUCAAAUUAAUAACAGCUACGGUUGCGGAAACAGUUACACUCAGAACAAACUACUCAAGGCUGAACUUGGAUUCCAGGGGUUUAUAAUGAGCGACUGGCAGGCUCACCAUAGCGGGGUUGGCUCUGCUCUGGCUGGCCUAGAUAUGUCAAUGCCAGGCGAUACUGUGUUUGGGACAGGUCGAUCCUACUGGGGACCCAACUUGACAAUUGCAGUCGCUAAUGGAACUAUCCCGGAAUGGCGAGUGGAUGAUAUGGCCGUUCGAAUUAUGGCGGCUUAUUUCAAAGUUGGCCGGGAAGCAGCUAAAGUGCCCGUCAAUUUCAAUUCCUGGACUCGAGAUGAAUACGACUAUACGCAUGCUCUCGUUAAAGAAGGUUACGGUAAAGUUAAUGAGAGAAUUAAUGUUCGAGCCAAGCAUGCCAGUAUCAUCCGACAAGUUGGGGCAGCUAGCGUCGUGCUUCUUAAACAUACCGGAAGCCUCCCUCUGACCGGUUUGGAGAAAAAUGCUGCGGUCAUUGGGGAAGAUGCUGGGCCAAACCUUUGGGGCCCGAACGGCUGCCCUGAUCGACGUUGUGAUAACGGCACAUUGGCGAUGGGGUGGGGCAGCGGUACCGCCGAUUUCCCAUAUCUGGUGACACCCGCUGAAGCAAUCCAGAACGAGAUCUUAUCUAAGGGAGAAGGUUCUGUGUUCCCGAUUUUUGAUAACUGGGCAUCGGAUCAGAUCAAGUCAGCGGCAUCUCAAGCUACAGUUUCUCUAGUUUUUGUCAAUGCCGAUUCUGGAGAAGGAUUCAUUUCCGUUGAUGGGAAUGAAGGAGAUCGUAAGAAUCUAACCCUUUGGAAAGGAGGUGAUGAAUUGAUCCAAACCGUGGCAUCAUAUUGCAACAAUACCGUUGUCGUGAUACACAGUACUGGACCCGUCUUGGUCGGCGAGUGGAACGAACACCCAAACAUUACUGCAAUCUUGUGGGCUGGUUUGCCUGGCCAAGAGAGCGGUAACUCGAUUGCGGAUGUUCUAUAUGGAAAAGUCAACCCAGGUGGCAGAUCCCCCUUCACGUGGGGUAGAACCGCUGAGGAUUACGGCGCAUCCAUUUUGAAGGAGCCAAAUGAAGGAAACGGCGCACCUCAAGUAGAUUUCACCGAAGGCAUUUUUACAGAUUACAGAGCAUUUGACAAGGCGGACAUAAAACCCAUCUACGAAUUUGGUUUUGGGCUUAGCUACACUUCUUUUUCAUAUUCCGACUUGAAUGUUGAAGUCCCUCCAUGGACUCUCAUUACGGACUACAGAACGAAGAUUACAUCCCUCCUGGCGCAACCGAUGGCUCUCCACAAGAACUUCUUCCUGCUGGUGGGGGACCCGGUGGAAAUCCUGGUCUUUAUGAAGUAUUAUAUCGUGUGA
This is a messenger RNA of Histoplasma mississippiense, 2124 nucleotides long. RefSeq names its product beta-glucosidase 1 precursor. The record is from RefSeq and is a predicted model, not a curated record. Gene Ontology annotation, biological process: glucan catabolic process. The transcript is spliced from 6 exons. Gene Ontology annotation, molecular function: beta-glucosidase activity. The coding region runs from base 1 to 2124 and encodes 707 amino acids. NCBI's taxonomy places the organism in Eukaryota, Fungi, Ascomycota, Eurotiomycetes, Onygenales, Ajellomycetaceae.